Molecule: messenger RNA, 1008 nt
Organism: Sorex fumeus (smoky shrew)
Lineage: Eukaryota; Metazoa; Chordata; Mammalia; Eulipotyphla; Soricidae
Product: putative serine protease 47
Exons: 4
Coding region: 1-1008 (335 amino acids)
Biological process (GO): proteolysis
Molecular function (GO): serine-type endopeptidase activity
Source: RefSeq, a predicted model, not a curated record
AUGACACGCCUAGCCUCGGCCACCACAACCAAACAGAGGGGCUUUCGGCUUUAUGGCCACACGGGGGCGCCGCUGCUCUGCUCGCUCCUACUUGCAUGGGCGGGGCUGUGGUCUGACUCAGGCUGUGACGCUAGCCUGGAGGAGGACACUCGGGACAAGGUGCCUUCAGAGCAGUCCUGGUGUCAGGCUCGGGAGCCGGGCGGAGAAUUGCGGAAGGGAAACCUCUGGGACCUUGUGCUGUGUCUAGGUUCCAUCAUGGCCCCAGAACCUCGUGAUGCCAAACCGAGAAACUACAAGGUCAAGGGUCUACCGGAGAGGAAACGGGGACCUCCCUGUUUCCCGCACGGCGUCGGGCUGGUCUCCACAGUGUGCGGGAAGACCAGGGGCGUAGGGAUGAUCACUGGUGGCCAGGAGGCCGUGGAGGGCCAGUGGCUAUGGCUGGCCAGCCUGCAGUACCGGGGCAGUCAUCCCUGUGGAGCUGUGCUCAUUGAUUCCCACUGGGUGUUCUCUACCACCCACUGCUUUCCAAAGAAGUCUCAUGCCCCUGCGGAUUACUGGGUGUUUGGGGGAAGUACGCAGCUCUACCAGGACACCCAAUACGCCAGGAGGGUGACUGUGAGCUGCAUUAUCAUCCAUCCAGACUUUAAGAAGCUCCACCAUUUUGCAACGGUGUUACAACUGCACCAACCUGUGAACUUCAGCUCCUAUAUCAUUCCUGUCUGCCUUCCAACCCCUGGCAUGGAGCUGCCCCUUGGCACAUCUUGUUGGAUAACUGGCUGGGGAAAGCUCACCGGUGAUUCUGGAGGCCUUCGGGUCUUUGACUUCUCCAAGAGUUGGGUUCUUCUGGGGUUGGCCAGUUGGGGCCUGGACUGCCAGCGUCCCAUAUCCCUCAGUGUCUUCACCAGUGUUGCCCAUUUCAUCAAGUGGAUCGUCCAGAUCCAGAGACUUGUGCCUCUUCCUGUUUCCUUGUCUGCUCCUCCUGAGGUCCCAUUUCUAUAUGAAUCCUAG